Kazachstania africana CBS 2517 is the source of this 1404-nucleotide messenger RNA. It is a transcript of the gene NCS2, whose product is annotated as Ncs2p. The record is from RefSeq and is a predicted model, not a curated record. The transcript has a single exon. NCBI's taxonomy places the organism in Eukaryota, Fungi, Ascomycota, Saccharomycetes, Saccharomycetales, Saccharomycetaceae. Gene Ontology annotation, molecular function: sulfurtransferase activity; tRNA binding. Gene Ontology annotation, cellular component: cytosol. The coding region runs from base 1 to 1404 and encodes 467 amino acids. Gene Ontology annotation, biological process: tRNA wobble position uridine thiolation.
AUGGAUGCUACAGUAUUUUGUAAGCGUUGUAAAGAUAAAAACGCUACGGUACAAUCCCGUAAAGAACCAUUCUGUAAUGACUGUUUUGUUAAGUUCGUCAGUUUGAAACAAAGAAAACGUAUGAUGGGCGAUGAGUACUACCGUGAUUGUUUCAAAGUCAUCUAUGAUAAAGACGCUCCUAAUGGUGGUGUAUCAGAGGUUGCGUUGCCUUUUGAUUUCGGAACUUCCUGCAUUGCCGCAUUGGAUGUGCUUACUCUGGUCUUAAAAGAUCAGAUUUCACAACAUCGUGGUAAAACUGGGUUCAAAGUACAUGUUAUUACUGUCUACAUGGAUGACGAACAACGUAAAACCUAUACUGACAAGUGGAACGAGCUAUGUGCCUUUGAUAGGUUUGAUGCUGAAUUAAUGAAACAUUUUACCUUCCAUCUGUUGGACAUAAAUGCGUUUUUGAAUACUUCUGAAUUACAGCAAAUAGUCUUAGACCACGUUGAUUACACUGCCAAAGGUAUUCAGUACAAUAUAACCGAGGCGGAGAAUGUCAAGAGUCUUUUAAGUUCUUGUCCAAAUAGAAGUACAAAGGAAGAUCUCAUAAAGAUGAUAAUAAAGCAUGUUGUCAAGAAAUUUACUUAUCAACAUCCAGAUACCAAAGUUAUUUUAUGGGGUCAUUCCAUGACUAAACUGGCUGAUGAAAUUAUUGGAUUAGUAAUCAAGGGAAGAGGUUCUCAAGUGGCUAGAGCACUAGACGCUGAGUCUUUUGAUGAAGAUUAUGCUGACAAUUUCAAAAACUUAUAUGCUUUGAAAGACAUAUUUCUUUCCGAAACAGAUGCAUACUGUAUCAUUACAGGUUUAGAGAGCUUCACAGUCAAUUAUAAAGCAAAAGAUACUCUUCUCUUAGCCAAGUCAGAGAAAUUUGAUGAUUCAAAAUCUGUAAUGAAGCUUCCGAAAAAUAUGACUAUCGAUGAAUUGGUAAGAAAAUAUUUCACUGAUAUCGAAAUGGAGUACUCUAAUAUAAUUGCUACCGUGCUAAGAACCGGUGAUAAAUUGAAAGCACCAGAAAUUAGAGAAGAUUGCAAGAAGUGUUCCAUUUGUAAUAGCAUCAUAUAUAUUGAACCAUCUCAAUGGUUAAGUGAUAUCGCUGUUUUGAAGGGACAUCCUGUAGAAACUGAAGAAGAACAACUUGCUUACAACGAAUGGAAAAAUUCUAAAGUUGGUAUUGAAAUGAAUGAAUAUUUUGAGUUAAAGGACCUUGCUUGGGAAAAUGGAUCAAAUUCAUCAUUAUGUUAUGGUUGUAUAAUAAAUUUGAAUAGUAUCAAAAAGAAAAACCUUGUGUGGUUAAAACAUGGCAAGAAAGAAUUAAAUGAGGUUUUAAAUGAAUAUCAAUUGAAUAGUGACUCAGAUGACUGA